Molecule: messenger RNA, 3237 nt
Organism: Chelmon rostratus (copperband butterflyfish)
Lineage: Eukaryota; Metazoa; Chordata; Actinopteri; Chaetodontiformes; Chaetodontidae
Gene: nek10
Product: NIMA-related kinase 10
Exons: 35
Coding region: 1-3207 (1068 amino acids)
Biological process (GO): protein phosphorylation
Molecular function (GO): ATP binding; protein binding; protein kinase activity
Source: RefSeq, a predicted model, not a curated record
AUGGAAACAAAGGGGAAAGCUGAAAAAAAAGGGAGGCAAGCAGAAAAAUUGCCCCUGAAAUCCAGAGGAAUCCAGAGCAAGGCAUCUCAUGAUCUCAGGAGGCUUCAGUCGCUGCUUGUCAAAAGCAGCCCCAGACAGGAGGUGGCGGCGCUGAGUCACAGCAAAGCCCACAGCAGUGGAGCCGGCAGAUCACAAGGCCCGCAUCCUCCAAAAGACGCCUACAGACACAGGAGUGAGAGCGACAUCUCCAGUGAGGCCUCCCUACUGGAAAAAUUCAGCAUCACAUACAGAGACCAAAGAUGCUUCAGCAGCCACCCACUGCAUGCACUGUUCUCUGACAUCCUCACAGCUUUGGUCAAGAACCGACUCUGCAGUGAAUGGCUUGACCAUGCACUGCCUGAGUCUGUCCUAAGAGUUCUGAUCUGCCUGCGAUUAUUGAUCAGAGAUCCCCACCAUCAGAGAAUCCUCCAUCAACUGCAAGGCGUAAAUUUACUUGCCAGGUAUAUGGAGUCUGUCGCUGCCAUGUACACAUCUUGUGGUGAACGGGCGUUUGCUGUCCAGAAACUGGUCACAAUGACCUACGUGUUUCAGAAGCUGUCUGCCGUUGAGAGUCAGAGGGUCUGGGUCAUCGAGAGCGGCGCCCACAGAACCCUGGUGAAGCUCCUCUCCACGUCAGACAGCAGUGUGCUGCUGGGCGCCCUGCUGGCACUCACCACUUUGGCUGAGAGCCCAGAAUGCAGGGAGGAGAUUGGAGAGCUGUUGAUAGUGGAGAAGCUGCUUGUGAUACUGCAGGAAUAUGACCUGCUGUCAAAGAGAAUGAGCGCGGAGCUGCUGAGGCUGCUGUCCCCGGUGCGGCAGGUGAGGGACCAGGUGAGGGAGCUGGAGGGUCUGCCAGUGCUGCUGAGCCUGCUGUACAGCCAACACCUGAAGCUGCUGUGGAGCGUCGCCUGGGUCCUGGUCCAGCUCUGCGAGGACCCUGACACCAGGACGGAGAUUCGGAGCUGGGGCGGGGUGCAGCAGCUUCUCCGGCUGCUCAACAGUGACAGGCAGUACAUCUCGGACCGCUCGUCCAUUGAGACGCUCUCCAGCGCCAAUGCAGCCGGCCGCCUCCAGAGAGAGCACAUCAGGGAGGAGCUGAGCCCGCAGGAGGAGGUGGACAACACCGCGGCCCUGCAGUCGGCCUGCUGCACAGUUCUGACUGAGCUUAGUCUGGACGAUACAUCUGCUCACCACAUUGUGCAGGAAAAUGGGGUUUAUAUAAUCGCAAAGCUGAUUUUACCGCAAAACUCUGGACCAAAGGUCACAUCUUUACAGUGCUAUGCAUUUCGGACCCUCCGGUUUCUCUUUAGCGUGGAAAGAAACAGACAUCUGUUUAAGAGGCUCUUUCCCACAGACCUUUUUGAGUUGUUUAUUGAUGUUGGACACUACGUACGGGACCUCACGGCCUAUGAGGGGCUGCAAACCAAAGCUUCACUCUACACUGAUGAAGAACUGGACAGUUUGAGGGAGAGCAUCGAGGCUGUGGACCAGAACCGGCCUCCCCUUAAGGUCAUCAGUGGUUACUCCAUACUGGACCAUCUGGGCACCGGGGCCUUUGGGAGCGUCUUUAAGGUGCGAAAGCAGAGUGGCCAGAGCCUCCUGGCUCUGAAGGAGGUGAACCUGCAUAACCCGGUGUUUGGCAAAGACAAGAAGUCCAGAGACAGUAAUGUGGAGAAAAUCAUCUCAGAGCUCACGAUCAUCAAAGAGCAGAUGACACACCCAAACAUUGUCAAAUAUUACAAGACAUUUUUGGAAGGCGACCGGCUGUACAUCGUGAUGGAGCUGAUCGAGGGAGUGCCGCUGGCCGAACACUUGAACUCUCUGAAGGAGAAGCAGCAGCAGUUCACAGAGGACAGAAUCUGGAGUAUUUUCAUACAGAUGUGCCUGGCGUUGCGUUACCUGCACAAAGAAAAGAGAAUCGUCCACCGCGACCUCACGCCAAACAACAUCAUGCUGGGGGAAAAGGACAAAGUCACCAUCACUGACUUCGGUCUAGCUAAGCAGAAACAGGAGAACAGCAAGCUAACGUCGGUGGUCGGCACCAUCCUGUACUCCUGUCCAGAGGUGGUGAAGAAUGAGCCGUAUGGAGAGAAAGCUGACGUCUGGGCUUUGGGCUGCAUCCUCUACCAGAUGGCCGCUUUACAGCCUCCCUUCUACAGCAGUAACAUGCUGUCACUAGCCAGCAAGAUUGUCAAGGCCGCCUAUGAGCCGAUUGACGGAGCUUUCUCAGAGAGAGUCACAGACAUGAUCAGAUGGUGUUUGAGUCCAGAUGCAGACCAGCGGCCCGACAUUGUGGCCGUCAGCUCCAGGAUCUCUGACCUCAUGAUGAGGCUGAUGGACGGCCUCUACGCUUCCCAGAAUGCACUGGAAAGACGAGCAGAGAGAGACAGGAAGCGUGCGCAGAAGUACUUCCUUGAAAGACACAAAAGCAGGACGAACUGCUGUCACUUAAACCUGUCUCAGGAAAAAUCCUCGAUGAAUACUGAACCUCCAACGCCGCGCUUCUCUCCAGCCUGCUGUUCGAACCACAGCGAGCAGAAUGUUACUCAAGAUGAUGCCUCAGACGGUGAUGUUGAAGCUCACGAUCCCAACAUCAACCCCGCUGCCUUCAGAGGAAAACUCUGCGGAUUAAAGUCCAGCGCCUGUGUUACACCUGAACACUUCCUGUCUGGUGUGGAUCAAGCUGCUGCAAAGAUUAAACCAAGACCAGUGUCAGCCGGGAUCUGCGUCUCCCAGAAGAAGCUCCGGCAGAUUGACGAUCCCAUUCAGAGGCUCCUGGUGCAGCUGCACAAAAUCAUUUACAUCACUCAGCUUCCACCAGCGCCGCACCACAACGUCAGACGACGGGCGAUUGAAAGAUUUAAAAAGUCUCUGUUCCACUGCGGCAGCGAUCCAUGCAGGCUGAAGGAGGAGCUCAGCAAGCUCCUCCAGGCUUCUCCAGACCUGAUGGAGUUAGACUCAGCUAGCUCAGACUGGUUUCCUCUGGUCCACCGCUUCACAGGAGACCCCCACGCUGCUGACAGCACAGGUGAUGGAAACCUCAAAGAUGGAGUCACCUAUCAGCAGAUGCAGGGGAUCAUCGAGGAGCUGCUGGAGGAGAGCAGCUACUACGAAGCCACACACAGCAGGAUCUCAGGGAAAAGAAAUGACCAAGAAAGUGACAAGUGACCAUCGACCACGUUCAUCCUCAGAUGUCAC